AGUUCUGUUAAAAAUGAGUUUAAAAAAAGAAAAAGAUCUGCAAAUGAUCUGCAGUUUGAAUUGGAAAAAUGAAAAACCCGAAGGUGCGCCAAGUUUGAUCGGUUUGUACGACAUUCCUGCUACAACUUUAAAUUGGGAAGUUUUCAAGUCCUACCUGCUAAAACAUUCUGGUACCACAGGGCAUGAUGUUCAGGUGUCAUACCUUGUAAAAAAAGAGGAAUAUCCAAUUAACUCACAGAGUGAUUUCCAAGUGGCCCUUUAUAUGUUUCGACGUAAAGCCCGUGCUGGGGAAACCAUAAAUUUUUUGCUAGAAAGGCAAUCUAACCAACCAACUCAUAAAAAUUUACGUCACUCUAAGGAUGUUGAAACUCAAUUCGAUAAUAAUGAUAAAUCUGCAUUCAUAACAACAUGUUGUAGAGCCGAAAGCCCCCCAGAAUGGUUCUUGCAAUGUUUGGCCCAGCUUAAAAAAGAAAUAACAGAGGAUGUGACAGCGAACGUUUCGGGUGUGGUUUCCACUGCACUGGCUGGAGUCAAGCCGCAAAUUGUCAACCCGCCCAACUGCUAUCAUCACUCCCGUAAGUCCAAGACUGAGAAGAGACUGCGAAAACUGAACCCUCAUUUGGUGGAUUCCAAUACCGACGCUAAAGAUCUAAUCAAGUCGCUGAAAUUGGACAACAAGCUGGAAAAGUUGGAGCGUAAAGCCACCAAAUAUAAGGAGAAACGGUUCGCCCUCUUUUCGGCAGCCAAAUCGAGUGAUAGCGAAGCGGGUCACUCGAGUAGCCGCAGCAGAUCCCACGAAAAAGAAGACAGCAGAAUGGGCGCUCAGCCGGUAAACGUCCAAGAGGUUGUGCCCCACAUGUUGGGAGGAGAAGUGUACCUGCACAAGUGGGAAGUUAUCAAUACCGGUGAAAUAGCUUGGUCUUCCAAAACUUACCUACAAUAUACAUGGGGUUCUCGCGCAUUGGAACCUCUAUCCAAAAUCAUCACGGUACCAUACCUGAAACCGGGAGAUCAAGGCACCAUAUCUGUGCGUUUUCAAAUUCCAAAUGAGCCAGGCAGAUACGAAUGUUACUGGCAAUUCAUGCACAAGGGCCGACGUUUUGGGCACUGGCUCGGCUGCCAAGUCGUCGUCGAUCCUUUCGAUCUGAAAGGAAACAGAUCGGUUUUGGAAACUUCCGGGUCGACGGACAAGUACGCCGCUCAGGACGAGGCAGAGGGUGCUGUUUCCGCUCCAGAGGACCUCAUACAAUAUUGCCGCGACAUGAGCUUGAAAGACGCCAUGAAGGAAUUCACCCGCGACUACGCUAACGAAAUCGUUAAGUCUAAACCAGCAAAGAAGAACCAGAUUAAGUUCGAAGACGAAGACCUAGACGAAGAGGGAGGGUCCCUCUUGAACGUUUUGGACGGUUUGAACGUCGAACGCAACACGAUCGCGAGUUCAGACUCCGAUAACCAGAGUAUCUUGUCGUUCGACGGUAGCAACUGUUCCACUAGGCCCGGGGAAGAGUUCGUUAUGGUACCGGUGCCCGACUGUUUUAACGUGGACAGUCCGACAAUGGUUCACGUCACUGGUGACCUUUUGGGGGUUGGAAAAAAAGAUGCGGAAGGAAAAGACGGGAAUUACGACAACAAUAAUAACACGGAGAGUGGUAACAAAAACAUUGUGUAUCUUGAAUACACAACGAAACGCGAAGAAGGAGGCGAAAACGUGAAAACGGUAGUCGGUUUUUCUGAAUCCGGAGAUAAUUCGACUCAAUGCAAAGAAGAUUUCAUGUUCAUACACGUCGACGGUCAAAAAGUGCUUGUACCGAAAAACAUACUGAAUUCAGAGGUUAUAAGCAGGGCCCAAUUGCUCCGUAACGCCGCUACCCCGAAGACAACGGAAAUCUCUCCAGCCGUCGAACCAGAAAACCCGCUUCCAUACGUCCAACCGCUCCAACCCACCACCAGCGCCACCAUUCAACAGGACAGCCAACAACCGGAUCAGUCGGAAGCAAAUCCCGAAACCGACUACAUGUCCCAUUGUUCCGCGGCCGGAUCGUGUUUCUCUUACGUCAACAGCGAAGCCGAAAGGACCAACAGGCUGUUCAUUUUCCCGAAGGAUUGUCCCGGUUACGAGGUCGUUUAUCCGGUGAUAGAAAGAGACGAAUCGGGCGAACCGAUUGUUCCGGACAUGAGCACGUCGUCGUCGGUACCGGCGCGCCCGGAGGAUCCGGCUCCCGGAGCGAACAUCGUCCACAUCCCGAACUUUCAACAGACUCCGCCUGAAAUGCGGACCUCCCCGACUCCCACGACCACACCCAGCGCCCCCCAACAACCCGCCGAAACGGUCGCGCAGAGUGUUCCUUCCAAGUCGCACGACCAACAACCUCACUUGUCCCAGCCACGCCCACCGCACACAGUACAAGAGACUAUUAUGACGGGGGCGGCGAGCGCCGCCUCCUCUGCGAUCAACACGGCGCGAUCCGUGAUUAAUAAUAUAAUGAGGCCGCAGUCGCCCGGGACGUGGAUAAAUGGACAUUGGGUUAACAGCACUCCUCAGUCGGAACGUGAAACGAAGCUCCAGAUUUUGGAGGAGAUGGGUUUCUGGAACAGGGAUCUUAACGCCACCUUGCUCGCUCGGUUCAAUGACGAUGUACCCCGGGUUGUGGCAGAACUCGUUCAGUAGAGACGCGAAUUGAUCUUUCUAUCCCUUUUAUUGGAUUUAUUAGAUGAGUUUUUAUAGGUAGUAGUAUAUAUACGAGGGUAAAUUGAUGUGUUAAAGACAUUAGUUAUAGGCACAAGUUCUUUUUGGUUAUUGGGUAAUUCUCUUCUAGAGACUUCGCAAUUGUACACAAUCCGCAUUUACAGAAAAUAUUUGAGUAACACGACGUUGACAUAUAGGUGUAGUUUAUUGCUUGGAAAAUCUUAUGUCACAGUCACAGGUGGUAGUCGAGAUUUUCUUUGCCUAUAAAAAGGUUUUAAUUUUCAUUUAAUGAUCUAGUUAUAUAUAGACAUACCUAACCUUAAUGUGAUAAUCUUGUGUAUUGAAUGGAUUAUAUUUGUUCGAAAUGA
Molecule: messenger RNA, 3054 nt
Organism: Cylas formicarius (sweet potato weevil)
Lineage: Eukaryota; Metazoa; Arthropoda; Insecta; Coleoptera; Brentidae
Exons: 11
Coding region: 14-2668 (884 amino acids)
Biological process (GO): macroautophagy
Cellular component (GO): phagophore assembly site
Molecular function (GO): ubiquitin binding
Source: RefSeq, a predicted model, not a curated record